Molecule: messenger RNA, 740 nt
Organism: Stomoxys calcitrans (stable fly)
Lineage: Eukaryota; Metazoa; Arthropoda; Insecta; Diptera; Muscidae
Exons: 3
Coding region: 26-625 (199 amino acids)
Source: RefSeq, a predicted model, not a curated record
UGUGUAACACGUUGCGGUAUCUGAAAUGCACCCAUUCCAAGAUGAUGCCCUGGAUAGAAUGGGCAAAGUUAUCGGCUAUACCCAAGUGUAUCUGUUUACGAUCCUUCUGAUGUAUGUCUGCUACACAUUUCGAACAUCUGCGUGCACUUUGCAAGCGGACGACCCGCCUUCUAAUGUCUGUCUGGGGACUGUGGCUUUGACGCUGACAAUGUUGGCCAUAUCUGUCAGUUUGGCGGUGGGCAUAUCUUUGAGACAUGCAUAUUACUUAUUACCAUGGCUUAUAAUGUCCGUUUUCACUGUCAUACUGAUAAGUGCAUAUCUAGUGAUGUAUGGAAACCUAUUCUUGGCUGUCUUGGGUUCGUUAAUUUUGUUUAUGGUGAUGUUGUCAUGGUAUCCCUCAUUUAGACUCUACCAAAGAUAUCGUUGCGAAAGCAGAUCCGAAUUGAAUAUUCGCUCCACUCAGAGUCCCCUUGAAGAAGUGUCUCCCCUCUAUGGAAUGUUGCCUUCAUCAUCAUUGCCUAAAUACAGCGAUGUUGUAAGAGAUCCUUUGGAGGCAUAUACAGUGGAACCUCCUGCCUAUGAUGAGAUUAUAAUUAUGAAAGGAAAGUCACUGGUUGACACAUAAAAGCCGUUUGUUUUCUGGAAUUCGGAUAUUACACCAAGAGGCUUUCUUUACUCUGUCCUGAAAGUUUUUGUAAUUUGAGUUGGUUUGAGUUCGUUGCCACUAAACGCGAUGAGUG